GGAAUGUUGAUUUUGACAAGCAAGGAAAAAAAUUGAUGGAAUUUGACGUUAUUUUGUUUUCUAAAAUUUGUCUAAAAUGUUAAGAAACGACGUCCUAAUAGCAUUAUAAAUUUUAAAAUCAUAUGCAAUUACAGUGAAUUGUAAGAACUAUGUCUAAAUCGCUAUGAAAGUCACUGUUAAAAGUUGGACUGGCGUUGCAACUUGGAGGUGGAUAGCAAACGACGAUAAUUGCGGUAUUUGUCGCAUGCCUUUCGACAGUUGUUGUCCCGAUUGCAAGUUACCUGGUGACGACUGCCCUCUAGUCUGGGGCGCUUGCUCCCACUGUUUCCAUAUUCACUGUAUUGUCAAGUGGCUGCACUCUCAACCACAACAGCAGUGCCCUAUGUGCCGACAGGACUGGAAAUUCAAUAACAAGUAGAAGAUUGCACUACGUAAGCAGUUUCGAGCGAUCAGCACAAUGUCGCUACAAGGUCUGCCACCAUUGCCAAAGAGCCUCAGCGGCUUCGCAGAUGGCGA
Molecule: messenger RNA, 516 nt
Organism: Melitaea cinxia (Glanville fritillary)
Lineage: Eukaryota; Metazoa; Arthropoda; Insecta; Lepidoptera; Nymphalidae
Gene: lmgA
Product: anaphase-promoting complex subunit 11
Exons: 3
Coding region: 164-418 (84 amino acids)
Biological process (GO): protein ubiquitination; anaphase-promoting complex-dependent catabolic process; positive regulation of mitotic metaphase/anaphase transition
Cellular component (GO): anaphase-promoting complex; nucleus
Molecular function (GO): zinc ion binding; cullin family protein binding; ubiquitin protein ligase activity
Source: RefSeq, a predicted model, not a curated record